CUCUAUAAGGAGCACGAGAGAUGUACGGUCACAUCUGCACGUGGUCACUGAUUCCCCCACUUACAUCUAAAAAAAACUGCAGCUGCGACUUUUGUGCUGUGCCGUUAAUCCCCAACCUCUCUUCCCUCCACCGGCCACCACCCAGCUGUGUCUAAGCUGUCUUCCUCUUCUUCCCUUGUCAUGUGAUUCUUUUCAUUCUUUUCUUUUUUUCGUUCGAACGAGAAAUAGCUCAGAAAGUUAGAGCGGAGAGAGACAGGUAGAGAGAGAAAGAUUAUCUCGUCGUUAUGGCGCAGCUUCCGCCCAAGAUCCCAUGCAGCAUGAUGACGUGUUCCCUCAACUGGCCCGCCGCCGCCGCUACGACUACUAGUGCGGCCACCCUGCAGCCCUCGUGGGUCGAUGAGUUCCUCGACUUCUCCGCCGCGAAGCGCGGGGCCCACCGCCGCUCCGUCAGCGACUCCGGCCCAUUCCUCGAGGCCGGCCCCGCGGCGCCGGCCGCCGAAUUCGACCGCCUCGACGACGACCAGCUCAUGUCCAUGUUCUCCGACGACGCCGGGGCCCCGCCGCCGCCGAUGCCGAUGCCAAUGCCGAUGCCGCAGCCGCCUCCGUCGGCGUCGUCAGCACCGUCGACGCCGUCGGACCACAACAGCGUCAGCGACGACAAGGCGGCGGCCGGCGCGGCCGAGUGCGAAGAGGCGCAGAGCCAGUGCGAGGCGAGCAGGGACACCAGGAGAGUCAAAAGGAUUUUAGCUAAUAGGCAAUCGGCGCAGAGGUCGCGAGUGAGGAAGCUCCAAUACAUUGCGGAGCUCGAACGUAGCGUGACUACGUUACAGACUGAGGUAUCUGCAUUGUCGCCCCGAGUGGCGUUCCUCGAUCACCAGCGGUCGAUCCUCAGCGUCGGUAACAGCCAUCUCAAGCAGCGGAUCGCGGCCCUGGCACAGGACAAAAUAUUCAAGGAUGCCCACCAAGAGGCAUUGAAGAAGGAGAUUGAGAGAUUGAGACAAGUAUAUCACCAACAAAAUCUAAAGAAGAUGAGCACUCCCACAUCUGAGCCUGUUGUAUGCACAGAGAACGGGCUCCUCAGCUAACAUAUGUAUAUGCAUUGGUGGGCAUAUAUACAUUACAUUACUACUUUGUAGCUAGAGAAUUAAUAAGGUGGUGUUCUUGGUUAAUUACAUAUUUAUUGGUAAUCAAUUACCUGGUGGUGGUGGUGGCUGUAUUUUUUGUUGUGUAUUAAAUAUUCUUUGUGCAGCUUUAAUUUAUUUUUCUUAUUUAAGAUACAAAAAAAAAAAGAAAAAAGAAAAUCAUUGUGAUAGUAUCCAGUGGUGUUUUCAAUUUUCUCUCCCAUGUUUUC
Ananas comosus (pineapple) is the source of this 1351-nucleotide messenger RNA. Its product is annotated as basic leucine zipper 61-like. Gene Ontology annotation, cellular component: nucleus. Gene Ontology annotation, molecular function: DNA-binding transcription factor activity; DNA binding. The record is from RefSeq and is a predicted model, not a curated record. Lineage: Eukaryota; Viridiplantae; Streptophyta; Magnoliopsida; Poales; Bromeliaceae. Gene Ontology annotation, biological process: positive regulation of DNA-templated transcription.